AUGGCAAACCUACACCUCGAAUCUAAGAAGACAGUAUCCCCGACCAGCCCGAUGAAGAUGGCAUCCCCGACCAGCCCGAAGAAGACUUCCUGGCUGAAAAAAUUGAGACAUCCAUCAAGAAACGAAGAGGGUACUGUCUUGCACGCAGUGCCAUCUUGUGUGUCUGCGCGCACCAUUUCAGCUCUGGACAUUGCCAUGGCUGUCUCUCCUAACGAGGAGAUCCUUCAAGCUAUUGGAAAACAGAGUCCAUUCGACUCAGGCUCUCCUGUCUCUCCGUUUAACAACUGCAUGCUAGGGUCUGGCAGUCCAAUUCAUGGAGCAUUUGAUAGCAGAAUUGGAGUCUGGCGUGACGGCGUAGCUCUUUGGGACGUGGAUACGAGAGCCAAGCGGAAGUCAGAGUCAACACAUCAGAUCACGCCUACCAAGUCAUUGCCACCCAAGGCAGACAAAGCAUCCCGACCUCGACUAUCCGUAAGGAUCCCAGGCAGUAAAUUACGACAAAUAUUGGGAGAGGAAGCACAUAUACCGCCUCAGCCGUUUAAGCGUGUCCGCAUCAGCCCAACCACAUCGACAUCGCAAACCACGAGCUUUGAUCGAGGCUCCAUCCAUCCAGCUUUCCGCACGCCGAGCUCUGCGGCAGAAACACAGAACGGCGAGGUCAGAUCUGUGUCAGGUCACGACAAUAGUAGGUCUUCUGUCUCGAGCAAUACAGUCUUCCAGGAUGACCUUUUCGACAUCGUUUCCUGCUACACCAGACAUUCGUCGAUGACAAGUGUAGAAGCAGAGUCCCCAAACGGGGCUGUACAAAACCCACACUGGAAUUACUUGGAUGUGCCCAAGCGAUCUGCAAGUGCCGCUUUCUCGAUCACUGAUCCUGUCAAGGCAGGCAUAUUUGAUGAUGCCACAGGAGAUGGCUGUGCCCCUCGUUCUACUUCUGGGUCCCAGUACCUCCAGGUCGCCAGUCAUCUGACUCAUCGAGCUCCAAGCCCUACAUUGAGCGAAGCUGUUUAUGAUCUGCAGAAACAGCUAAGUACGAUCACUGAAGGACUCUCAGCAACACCAACAGAUAGUGGUGCUGUUCACAAAACGACUGACCACGACACUGCCACCAACAACGUCACUCGAGCACCUACCUUGCCCAAGAAGUCUCGUAAACGCCAGUGGCUCCAACCGGCUCAGCCGACUUUGACCCAAUCCAUACCCACAGGAACAGACGUGCCCGUACGUUGCCAGUCAGUACAAUACAGGAAGCAACAAGAUCUUGACAACAACGGAGACGAUAUUCGCAGAGCCUCGAGUGUCCGAUGCUCACUGUCGGCUGAUAUCGAAUCUAUGUGGCUGUCAUGGAGUGCGUCAUCCUCAAGAUCUCCAGCUUUGGCAUUCGAUCAAGAGGCUGUGUGUCUGAGGAUCAUGAGCCAUGCGGCGUCUUUCGAUGAUCUGAGGUCUUUAUCGACGGUCAACAAGACCACGAAAAGAUACUCUGAAGACAACAAACUUAGACUCUUGAAGUCAGUGCUCUUCAACGUGUCGCCGCCAGCCUGGGAGUUGCGGGAGCUCUCGCCCUUUCCUUUCGGCAACUUCAUGCCGACAGACUUCCUCGAGAAUACAGAGAUCUCCCCUUCUGCCUACAUGUCAUGUGUCAAACAUGAUCGCGCGAUCGUCCAGGAACUCAAGUCUGUUAUUGCUACCAAGUGUCAAUCAUUCAUUCGUCCUGAGACCAUUUCUAGUCUUAUGACUGCAGGUUCUACAAGAUUUGAAGAUGCGCUGUACCGUAUAUGGUCUUUCUGCAAGAUGUUCGGUUGUGAUAGAGGCCGGGAGAAUGAUCUUAAAGGUCAGGUCGACUGGCUCAAAGGCGGGAAACUGGCACAUCAAAAAGGCUGUGCUGCAAAUCUGAGUUUCAGCCCUGAAUUUGAGAUCGAUGGGAUCUUGCUCAACGCUCCAGAUCACUUCGCUGCUGGAAAUGGCUGCGGAUUGUCUGCCGAACAGCUGUAUGACAUGUCAGAGAUGUGGCAGUGCCUUCACGCUCUGAUCCGACCUUACGAAGAGGUCACGGGUAAAGCACAAAGCUGUGGCAUCUUCCGUCGUACAGGCGCAGGCUUGACAGAUCCAAUCCUGCAAGGCCGUGUCAUUGAAGAAUGGGUAGCUUACGUUCUAUCUCUCGGACCAUCUGUUGUUCUAGAACUCACAAGAUUUGAUGACACGAGUGCCGGCCUGGACUUUGCUCAGUUGAACGACUGGACUAACUGGAUUCCUCCACAGUCUGGUAUGACUCGUCGAAUGUUCUUCCGAGAACCUGUUUCACAGCUUUACGAAGAACGACUCCUUGCUUCCACUGCUGGUACGCAGACCAAGGAUGUCACCAAGACGUUACUCCGAAAGCGUCAAACAGCAGAGAUGAAUCUUGUUUACCGACAGAUGUCUCUGAGCAGAAAGGCUGGACAGACACCAUGUGCGUUACGUCGUCACGACAGUGCACUCGCACCAGAAGUACACAAGAGACCGGCCACAAGAAGAUCUUCGUCACCAGCUUCUCCCAGAUCUCCUUCCUCAAAUCUUACAGAUAAUCGCAAAAGGCAGCCUGGGUCUUGGUCGCCAAGAAAAGUGAGCCCAGUCAUCGAAGACAGGGUUGACACAUUCAACAGAUUGAGCAUGCUGAGCUUUGAGGGGUUAGCCGAAGACACAAGUACAUUGGCCAUCAAUAAGAUCAUGGAUAUAGGGUUCUCGAAUGCACAGGCAAGGGAAGCACUACGGAUCACGGACAUGGGUAGUGGCUUGAGAGUGGAUCGGGCUGUAGACUGGCUGUUAAGGCAGAACCGUUUCUAG
Molecule: messenger RNA, 2823 nt
Organism: Aureobasidium melanogenum CBS 110374
Lineage: Eukaryota; Fungi; Ascomycota; Dothideomycetes; Dothideales; Saccotheciaceae
Exons: 1
Coding region: 1-2823 (940 amino acids)
Molecular function (GO): protein binding
Source: RefSeq, a predicted model, not a curated record